Molecule: messenger RNA, 2564 nt
Organism: Jatropha curcas
Lineage: Eukaryota; Viridiplantae; Streptophyta; Magnoliopsida; Malpighiales; Euphorbiaceae
Gene: SVR3
Product: elongation factor family protein
Cellular component (GO): cytosol; ribonucleoprotein complex
Molecular function (GO): GTP binding; GTPase activity
Source: RefSeq, a predicted model, not a curated record
CAACCUUUCAUUUUUUAAUCUUCAGUUUCAAUAAUAGCCUCAUUCGCCAAAUCCAUCUUCUCCCUCUCUUUCUGUCUCUUGCUCGUAGAAGGGAGUAAGCAAUGGAAAUGGCAAUUAGCUUCAACAACUCUUCCUUCUGUAUGAUAAAUCCUAACCCUGUUAUCAGAAAGACAGCUUCUUCUUCUCUGCUCAAUAAGCAACUACUUGGUUUCAGCUUAUCUUCUUCCCCAAACACUAGAACAUCGCUCAUGUGUCGUUCAAAAAAUCAAUUUAAUGGUCUUAUCAAAUGCUCUGUUUCUCAAGCUACAGAAACAGCUACUGAAAAGAAGGCCCAAAUGAUGAGGAGAAGCGAUAUAAGGAAUAUAGCUAUAGUUGCUCAUGUUGAUCAUGGAAAGACAACUUUGGUUGAUGCCAUGUUGAGGCAAUCAAAGGUAUUUCGUGAUAACCAAUUCGUACAAGAAAGGAUAAUGGACUCAAAUGAUCUAGAGCGUGAACGAGGGAUUACGAUACUGAGCAAAAAUACGUCAAUUACUUAUAAGGAUACCAAAAUUAAUAUAAUAGAUACUCCAGGACACUCUGACUUUGGUGGUGAAGUGGAGCGCAUCCUCAAUAUGGUGGAAGGAGUCCUUCUAGUGGUAGAUUCUGUUGAAGGACCAAUGCCACAGACAAGGUUUGUUUUGAAGAAGGCUUUACAGUUUGGCCAUGCUGUAGUUGUUGUUGUCAAUAAGAUUGAUAGACCUUCAGCUCGUCCAGAUUAUGUCAUCAAUUCGACUUUUGAAUUAUUCAUUGAACUAAAUGCAACAGAUGAACAGUGUGAUUUUCAAGUGAUAUAUGCAAGCGGUAUACAAGGAAAGGCUGGAUUAUCUCCUGAUGAUUUGGCUGAAGAUCUUGGGCCGCUUUUCGAGUCUGUAAUCAGAUGCAUACCUGGACCACGCAUUGACAAAGAUGGUGCACUACAAAUGCUUGCAACAAAUAUUGAAUAUGAUGAACAUAAAGGACGAAUAGCUAUUGGGCGCCUGCAUGCAGGAGUUCUGCGGAAAGGAAUGGAUGUGCGGGUAUGUACAUCAGAAGAUUUCUGCAGAUAUGCAAGAGUUAGUGAGCUUUUUGUGUAUGAGAAGUUUAUUAGGGUUCCAGCAGAAAGUGUGGAAGCUGGUGACAUCUGUGCAGUUUGUGGAAUUGAUGACAUUCAAAUUGGGGAGACAAUUGCUGAUAAAGUAUCUGGGAAGCCAUUACCUUCUAUCAAAGUCGAAGAACCAACUGUGAAAAUGGCUUUCUCUAUAAACACUUCACCAUUUGUUGGCCGGGAGGGAAAAUAUGUGACUAGCAGGAAUUUACGAGAUCGACUCUACCGUGAGAUAGAAAGAAAUUUGGCUAUGAAAGUUGAAGAUGGUGAAACUGCAGAUACAUUUGCUGUUAGUGGGCGUGGCACUUUACAUAUCACCAUAUUGAUUGAGAACAUGAGAAGAGAAGGAUAUGAAUUCAUGGUGGGACCUCCCAAGGUCAUUAACAAAACAGUGGACGGCAAAGUGUUGGAACCAUUUGAGAUUGCCACUGUGGAGGUACCAGAACAAUAUAUGGGGCCUGUGGUUGAACUUCUUGGCAAAAGGCGUGGACUGAUGUUUGAUACGCAAGGUGUUGGGUCAGAGGGAACAACACUGCUAAGGUAUAAGAUCCCUACCCGUGGCCUUCUUGGACUAAGGAAUGCAAUUUUGACGGCUUCUCGUGGCACCGCAAUUCUUAACACGAUAUUUGAUGACUAUGGUCCUUGGGCUGGAGACAUAUCUACCCGAGAUCAGGGUUCAUUGGUUGCCUUUGAGGAAGGAACAUCUACUUCUUAUGCCCUUGCUAGUUCCCAGGAGAGGGGGCAGAUGUUCAUUGGUCCUGGAGUGGAUGUUUAUAAAGGUCAAAUUGUUGGUAUCCAUCAACGACCAGGGGACUUAUCACUGAAUGUGUGUAAGAAAAAGGCUGCUACAAAUGUUCGUUCAAAUAAAGAACAAACAGUGGUUCUUGAUACCCCCUUGGAUUAUAGUCUGGAUGACUGCAUCGAGUAUAUUCAAGAAGAUGAACUCGUGGAGGUUACUCCCUUGAGCAUCCGAAUGUGCAAAAAUCCAAAGCUGGCAAAAAAGACAAGAUGAACGAUUUAGACUUUACAUCGAAAGCCGGCAGAUCGAACAUCCUUGCUGACUGCUCUGAAUACAAAGCCUUAUACUUGCAUUUAAAUUCAUACCUCAUUAGCCACACCAUCUCAUUCCCUUUUCUCUUUCAUCGCUCCCUUUCCCUCUCUCUUGCACCAAAACCAUUUUGAAGCUCCCUGCCAUAUUUACAUUAAUGAUUUAUGUAGAAUGAAUUUAGGAAUACCAAGGCAUAUCAAGUUUUGCUUCCAUGGAGAUGAUAUUCCGUUGAACCAUCAUCCGUGGAGACGUCAUUAGUUAUUUGUAUUGCUAGGAAAUAAGCAAGUGAAGGUUCUCAGGAACUGUAAUACAGAAAGAAGCAAUCUUUCUCUGAGACCGGACAGAUGAAGAUAUUUUUUGUUUAAUAUAAUGAAAUUAUUGGGUGAAGCAGAA